AUGUAUCGUUCUUGCUUUGCAUUGAAAGUUCAAAACCCAAAACUCCAUUUGCAGAGUGAUUUUAUGGGCACAGUGGGUAAGAUCCUAGUUGACGAACACUAUCCCACAGCAGUAGAUGAGCCUAUAUUUGAUAAAAUCGAAAGCAUUCGUUCAAAUGUUAAAUUUGAGCAAUGCUACGAAAGGAGCAAGCUUAUAGGAGAUGGAAAAUUCGGGAAAGUGUAUCAAGUGCGCGAAAGAGCAACGGGUGCAGAAUUUGCAGCGAAAGUGAUUCGAUUGAAACAGCAAGCAGACAGAGCCGAGGUCGAGCGAGAGGUAUCGAUACUCACACAGCUCAGACAUCCACGUAUAGCACAAAUCUACGAUGCUUUCUAUACAGCCAAUAACGAAGUCGUAUUGGUUAUGGAAAUAGUGCGAGGAGGAGAACUCUUCGAUAGGGUAGCUGAUGAAAAUUACGUGUUGACGGAGCAAGCAGUAGUGAUGAUUAUAUGUCAGCUCUGUGAAGCAAUCGACUAUAUCCAUGAGCAAAAUAUUUUACAUCUAGACAUCAAGCCCGAAAAUAUCAUGUGCGUGUCACAAACCGGAAAUAGAAUAAAACUGAUUGACUUCGGCUUAGCACGAUACUACGAUGGAACACAGGAACUUCGCUACAUGGCAGGAACCCCGGAAUUUGCAGCUCCGGAGGUUAUUAAAUAUGAACAACUCGAUUACAGUACUGACAUGUGGAGCGUUGGCGUAAUCACUUAUAUUUUAUUAUCCGGGUAUUCUCCGUUUCUCGGAGAAAAUGUCUGUGAGACAUACUGUAAUGUCGAGAAAGGAGAAUGGGAAUUUACCGAAGAGUUUGACUCAGUCAGUGAGGAAGCGAAGGACUUUGUGUCACGACUGAUUGUUUAUGAGAAAAAGAAAAGGAUGCUUCCAAAAGAAUGUCUAGCACAUCCAUGGAUAGCCAAACACAGAGCAAAAGCCAACCUCGAUACGCUUUUAGAAAAGCCGGCCGAGGGCCCAGCUAUGGAUAAGAAGCAAAUGAUGCGGUAUAAUGCAAAACGAAAGUUUAGGUUCUUUUACGCCUACAUGCGUCUUAUCACCUAUGUGAAGAUCUUCAUAGAGCUGAAUCGCCUAAGAAGAAUAGCAAAUUGCCGUAUGAGUCGAAGUGGACAGCAAUACUUCGAAAAGCUUUUAUUAGCAGCGGAGACAGAAAAACUAUUAGCGCAACAAAACAUUGCAAAAGCAAGUACUAAUCAAGUGAAUUUGCAAAAGCUUCCUGGAAAGGGAGUAGAGGUGAAAAAGGAGACAAAUGCAGAAGCAUCAACGAGUAAAGAAACAAUCGAAGAGCAAGAGAAGAAACCCUCAACAAAACGUGCUGGUGUACCGCUUUCGGAAGAAAAGAAAAAAGCGGAUAAUGCAGCAAAGGAAAAGGAGGAUGUACCAGUCGAAAAGAAGGCAAAGAAAAUCGAAGUCGCUCCAGCUGUACCAGAGAGUGCACCACCAGCUCAAACUGUUCCUAGCGAAACUCCAAAGCAGAAAAGAUGUUGGAAGAAAUCGGACCAAAAUGAGAAGCUAGCCGCAAAACCUCCGCAGCCUGUGGCCCAAGCUGGUUUCAAAAUAACAGCCCCAGGAGAAAAUGCAGCUGAAAAGUCGAAGUCUGACAUGAAAUCGCUCCCAGCAAAGAAAAUACCGGAAGUGGUCAUUACUGUUCCUUCUGAGAAGGUAGUGCGAAAAGAAACUCCUGCCCCAGAAGCACCGCCCAUUCCUGCGCCUAGAGCUGCAAAAACCGCGGUGUCAGCCAAGAACCUUCCUAGCAAGGCAGAAGCGAAGUUGCAAGAAUCUCCACUGAAGAAGUCUGCUUCAACUGACAAAGUGCUUCUGUUAUCGGAGAAAGUUGAAAAACUAGAACGAAGGUCCCUUCAAGAAAAGAAGCCUUCUUCCUUGGAGCGCGUCCCUAAUGCUGCCAAAACUACGGAAGCACUAAAAAUUGCCGAAAAAUUCGGCGGUGCAAAAACUCGUGAAAAAUCGGCAGAAAGGAGCACCAAGGAAGUAGCUAGACCUGGCAACUUGCCCACUCUACCAGUAAGCGAGAAAUUACUAAACAAUAAGGAAGCACCAUUGAAGACGCUUAGCGCUAAAAACUCUAGCGAUCCAUCUGUAGAAAAAGCAGGGAAGAAACCUGUCGAGCAACCGACUUCACUGAGGUCACGGAAGUCUUCGGCCCCGGAAGCUAUCAUCACAGAGCCGCCAAAGAAGACUGUACUUGGUUCACCACAAACAUUAUCGUCUGGAGAAAAUAGAACUACUCCGAUGAGAAUGCAACGUUUUGGCAGUUCGGAAAGUGGUGACAGCACUAAGGAAAAUCAGAGGAUAGAGGAGAAAAAGCCGACAAGACAGGGAGCAAUGCGCAAAAAGGAGAAACCAACAGAGAAGCUUUUCAUCGAUUCUAUGCUUCCUUCCCCAGAGAAGACUUUCCUGGGACCUACGGUCUUACAAAAAAGAGCCAGCGCCGGUGAUGUGAAGCCAUUGCUUGCCAAAGCUAAUGUGGAAACCAGCUCAACACCGAUUAAGCCUGUAGAAAGCACAAAUGAUGCUAAGGUCACAAAGAAACGAGGAAGCUUGGUCCAAGAAAAACUGUCAAAGCUGGGUGCUAACACUCCUAAAGAAGUUUUACCGGCGACUACGAAACCGGCUCUGACGGAGGCUACAGAGAAGAAGAGUGUUACAGUAGGACAAGAAACUAAGGAGCAGAAGAAAGCAAAGUUCUUACCUAUUACAAUAGAGAGCAAAACAACAACUACUACUUCAACGUCGACCAGCACAACAACGAGGAAAGCAAGCAUAGAGAAGAGGGUGCAACAUAUAUCAACAGGAAAGAAAGUCGAGGAAGUAGAGAGGAAGUUCGUCGAGCAAGAUAAUGCCACUACACGUACAAUCACAUCUAAAAAGGCCGAGACAUGUAAAGAGCCUCCAGUCACAGUUGUGAAGCAAGAUGUGUUGAAAGAGAAUUCAUUACGAUCAACAACCGAGAAAGAACGGGUCGAAGAACAAAAGAAAGAUACGGCGAAAAUUUUGAAGACAGCUCGAAGCGCUUUGGUCAAAGCUGUUGAUAAAGUGACGAUUGAGGAGUCGUCUAAGGUCGACGGAAAGACGACAAAAUUCUCGGUGGCUGGAACAAAGGAUGUGUCAAGAAAGGUGAAGGAGCUAGCGCAAGAAAGUAUUGGCUCGCAAGGAAAGACGAAGACUUCGGAGUUGACCGCUACUGAAAAGGUGAAGGUGAUUUUGGAGGUAGGAAAUAAUGAUGGAAAGUGUUCACUAGAGAAAACCACUGUGCAAAAGGUUGUCGUGAGUCCUAUGGAGCCGGCAAGCAAAAGUGACAGCAAACCCGGCGUUUCAUUGAGAUCUAGAAGCGCUUCGCCUGGUGUGAAAAAACUGUUAAGCCGAACUACCAAAGAGCUGAAAGAAAUUCCGCUCGGAGAAGAAGCUAAAAAGAAACAAGAAGGACGGCCCCCUGCUCCGGACAAAAACACGACGAAAACAAUUCCUGAGCCUGAGAAAGUUCCGGUAACUCUUCACAAAGCAACAUCUGUGAAAAUGCGAGAAAACAAACCGGAUAGAGACUUAGCAACAUUGAAGAAGAAAAGAGCCACCAUUGCCAGCUCUUCUGUGCAGGAUACACAACAAGAAUUUGUACCAAGAGAAGACUUUUCAUUCGAUGCGCUCAAGGACAAAUUAAUUCGGCGUGUAAGCAAAGAUAAUGAAAAACCACCACCGAAAAAGGAAUGCAUAUCAAUCACGAGUGUGAGCUCGGUUCGAGACCGGCUAAAGCAGUUUGAAAACAAAAAAUAGAUGUUUGUGAACUUGAUGUUGGGUUACAAUGAUUCUUCAAAUUACCGCUUCCUUACCGCGGCGUUUUUUCUCUCGCCCACACGUGUUGAUUUCUUUUUUUCAUGUUUUUCACACCUUUUCUGUACAUAUUUUGUACUUAUGCUUAUCGAUCAGGGAUCAACAUGUGCGAAUCUUGUACUCUUAUCUGUUUCCAUAGCUUUAUUUCCACAAAGUAUCAAAGAAUAUUUAUUACUGGUUCUCUCUGCGAUUUGCCUUAUUGCUUGUCAUACUUAUGUUGAAGCUAUGUGGGUUUCUUUGUUGUCUGCGGAUUUUCCAUGAAUCGUAAUGCUGAAGUGCGGGUUUUCUCUCAAAUAAAGGGUAAUGC
Molecule: messenger RNA, 4195 nt
Organism: Cylicocyclus nassatus
Lineage: Eukaryota; Metazoa; Nematoda; Chromadorea; Rhabditida; Strongylidae
Source: the annotation of a GenBank genome assembly